Effrenium voratum is the source of this 603-nucleotide messenger RNA. NCBI's taxonomy places the organism in Eukaryota, Dinophyceae, Suessiales, Symbiodiniaceae. The record is from the annotation of a GenBank genome assembly.
AUGUGGCUGGCCAUGGUGAUGAACGGCAUGGUGCUCACCGUUGUGGUCGUGGCGGUGUACCUCAUCUCCUUGCUUCACUUCUGCGACGGCGAGAUCCUCCAAACCAACAUCUAUAAUCUCGGCCCAGGAUACGAUGUCAGGCUGAGCAAGGCCCAGACCGUGGCCUUCAUCUCCUUGGUCUGGUCUGAGAACAUCCGUGCCUACAUCUCCCGGUCCUUCACGAACCCCAUGUGGCACGACAUCUUGGGGAACCCGUCCAUGCAGAAGGCCAUUGUCAUGGCGCAGAUCUGCCUCUACGUGGCGGUGCUGGUGCCCUACCUCUCCGACAAGAUCCUGGGCCUGCGCGGCCUGGAAAUCGGCUACUUCGGGUGGCUGCUGGCGCUGGUCGGCCCCGCCGGCUGCUUCCUGCUUAGCGAGUCCUGCAAGCUCAUCAGUGCCUAUCAGGCCCGGAAGUACCAGGAUUCGCUAGCCAUGGCAGAUUCUUCCGCGCCGGCGGCAGCUGUCAAGUUCUCAGCAGCCAAGAAAGGGAAAGAAGCCAGCAAGCCCGUGGACAAGAAGAUCAAGAAGCGCAGCUGGCUGCAGUGCUGCCAGGGCUGGCUUUGA